UUUAAUAAUCGUGAGUUGUUUGACAGCAUAUUUUAAACCGUUUUUAUUCCUUUAUUCGCAAGUGUGUGUGAGUGUAUUUCAGUUAAAAUUUAAUAAAAUGAGUUCUGAUACGGGCUUUCAGAUAAUGAGAAGCAAUAAAGGCAAACCAAUGAUACUAGUCGAAGGCUAUAAAUUCCGACAAUUUCGCGUUAAAAAAAAAAAUAUACAUUGGCGGUGUUCGAAAAAAGAGUGCCGGGCUACGAUCAAAACAGAUGUACCGAUGACUACUUUGCUUGAAACGACCAACAAGGAACACAGACCGCAACAUGCUCCACCAAGUGAUAAAGAAAUCGAGCUGCAGCUUAUAAGAACCAGUCUGAAGAGAAAAGCAACCGAAAAUCUAAAUGAACCACCAUUGAAAUUGAUACGCCAUGAGGUUGAGAAUUCAAAAAAGGUAACAUUUUCUGACCUACCGUCCCUUUCACAGUCCAGUUAUCGCGCUAGAAAAAAAUUGAAGAAACCCGUACCAAAGAACAUUGAUGGGGCUUUGGACGGGAUGGCCAGUACGGUAACCUCUUCCGAUGAAAAGAUUAUUAGAGUUGAUAAAAAACAUCAGAUUGUCGCCGUAACAUGUAAAGAAAACCUGCAAUUUUUGGUCGACUUCGAUGAUGUUAUUUUGGGAGACGGAACAUUCACUUAUGCUCCCAAGCAUUUCAAACAAACUUAUACAAUCCACGUGUUCCAUCGUGGCUUUUAUUUGCAUGUUGCCACGUUCUUCCUCCCCUCAAAAGCGGCAGAAACUUACUCAGCUAUGUGGGAUUUAUUGAAACAAAUGUGUGUUAAACACACUGGUAAAGAAUUGAACGUUAAACUUCUCCUACUUGACUUCGAAUCCUCCGCUCACAAAGCCGCUAAAGUAGCUUUCCCUAAUGCAACGAUUAGGGGCUGCAGAUUUCAUCUGGGGCAAAGCUGGUGGCGGCGGAUACAGAAAUAUCCAGUGCUACGAUAUGCAUUCACUCGGUCAGAAAAAAAAGGAGAGCAGUUAGAGAUUCAAUCAUGGUUACAGCUAUUCUUCUCUUUGUCUUAUCUGCCCGCCAAUGAUGUCCCUGCUGCAUUUGAGCAGUUGGCCAGUGCUACUCCUCAUGUAAGUGGCGCCUCUGCAUUUGUUGCUUACAUUCGAAAAAAUUACAUAAACUCGAAGAUGUUCCCCCCUCAUCUGUGGGCCAGCCCUCUUACACAAGAUUCUUGCACAACGACUAAUGGGGUUGAGGGCUUCAAUAGUAAACUUCAAGGCGAGUUUUAUUACCACCAUCCAAGUGUGUACGAAGCAACUGACCAAGUUUUUAAGGCCCAGACUAUUGUUUCUUUAAAAAUAAAAUCCGUACGGAAUGGCGAGUUGUUCAAUAAACGCAAGGCUCAACAAACGAAAGAUGAUGAAGUUAUUGUGCUGACCAGUGCUUUUCAAAGUAAAGACCUCGAUAUAAUGGAGUUCCUUGAAAUGAUCCGUGAUGUGAAAUAUGCGAAGCAAGAUGCAUCAGACUCAAAAAAUGACUCGGGAGCUGAAAAUGACUCCUUCAAUGAAGACGAUCUGGACGAAGAAAUUUCCUUUCAUGAACCACCCACCAGCCAUCCUGAGAAUACUAUUGGCUCCAGUUCAGACUCCUUCAAUGAAGACGAUCUGGACGAAGAAAUUUCCUUUCAUGAACCACCCACCAGCCAUCCUGAGAAUACUAUUGGCUCCAGUUCAGACUCCUUCAAUGAAGACGAUCUGGACGAAGAAAUUUCCUUUCAUGAACCACCCACCAGCCAUCCUGAGAAUACUAUUGGCUCCAGUUCAGACUCCUUCAAUGAAGACGAUCUGGACGAAGAAAUUUCCUUUCAUGAACCACCCACCAGCCAUCCUGAGAAUACUAUUGGCUCCAGUUCAGACUCCUUCAAUGAAGACGAUCUGGACGAAGAAAUUUCCUUUCAUGAACCACCCACCAGCCAUCCUGAGAAUACUAUUGGCUCCAGUUCAGACUCCUUCAAUGAAGACGAUCUGGACGAAGAAAUUUCCUUUCAUGAACCACCCACCAGCCAUCCUGAGAAUACUAUUGGCUCCAGUUCAGACGACUCUGACGAUGGCAUUUUCUUCCGGCGAGAGUAUUUCCUUUCAUGAACCACCCACCAGCCAUCCUGAGAAUACUAUUGGCUCCAGUUCAGACGACUCUGACGAUGGCAUUUUCUUCCGGCGAAAGUAAAACCAAAAAUCUGUAAGUAUAGCCAAUACUAUUUAUUCAAUUAAUUUAACUAUUUUUUACAUAAUUCAUGUGGAAAUAAGCACCUCACACACACUCUCAAACUCACUCACUUCUGUUUCAUCACUCGUUUACUCGCCCCCUCUGUUCGGUUUUAAAC
Bemisia tabaci is the source of this 2376-nucleotide messenger RNA. NCBI's taxonomy places the organism in Eukaryota, Metazoa, Arthropoda, Insecta, Hemiptera, Aleyrodidae. The record is from RefSeq and is a predicted model, not a curated record.